This is a messenger RNA of Ilex paraguariensis (yerba mate), 309 nucleotides long. Lineage: Eukaryota; Viridiplantae; Streptophyta; Magnoliopsida; Aquifoliales; Aquifoliaceae. The record is from the annotation of a GenBank genome assembly.
AUGGGGGUAAAAGUCAGUAAGUUGAGCAGAAUUAUCAGAGUUUGUGGCGACAAGUGCUUAAGAGGGCCUCCAUCGACUCCAAGAGCUUAUAUUCCAAUUUCAGUUGGUGAGAAUGAUGAAACCAAGCGUUUUAUGGUUCACCCGGCAGCCCUGGGUGAUGCAGAUUUCAUGGAGCUUUUGUGUCUGUCAGCUGAAGAAUAUGGCUUCUGUAAUGAUGGCAUUCUCAGGAUCCGAUAUGAAGCUGAGGCUUUCGUGGAUUGGUACAUUAAAGGCGCCAAGCAGAAGAUGUUUAAGGUUAGAACAACCUAG